AUGGAGGGGUUUCCAGUGGACGAAUUGGCCACUGGCUGGACAACAUUCACAGGAAGGCAGCAGGACAGGCAACAGGAAAGUCCAUGUGAUGAAAGGGAGAGUCCAUGUGAGGAAAGGGAAAGUCCAUGUGAUGAAAGGGAGAGUCCAUGUGAGGAAAGGGAAAGUCCAUGUGAGGAAAGGGAAAGUCCAUGUGAGGAAAGGGAGAGUCCAUGUGAGGAAAGGGAGAGUCCAUGUGAGGAAAGGGAAAGUCCAUGUGAUGAAAGGGAGAGUCCAUGUGAGGAAAGGGAAAGUCCAUGUGAGGAAAGGGAGAGUCCAUGUGAGGAAAGGGAGAGUCCAUGUGAGGAAAGGGAGAGUCCAUGUGAGCAAAGGGAGAGUCCAUGUGAGCAAAGGGAGAGCCCAUGUGAGCAAAGGGGGAGUCCAUGUGAGCAAAGGGAGAGCCCAUGUGAGGAAAAGGGAACUGAGGAAAAUAACAUGCCCGUUGAGAAAAAGACCAACCCAUCUGACAAAAAAACCUCAUCGUACCAAAGAAAGAAGUCUUACUUGUGUUUUGAGUGCGGAUAUAAAACAUCUAACAGGUCUCACCUAUUGGACCAUGUACGAACUCAUACCGGUGAGAAGCCAUACAUAUGUAUCCACUGCAACUAUGCUACAGCGAAAAAGAGUAACCUUGCUAAACACAUGUUUGAACAUGGCGGAGAAAAAGUUAAACCAUACGUGUGCAAGGAGUGCGGAUACAGCACAGCUAGCAGGUCUCACUUUACCGAUCACACAAAAACACACACGGGCGAGAAACCCUACAAGUGUGACCAUUGUGACUAUUCUACUGCACGCAAGUCCAAUUUACCCCGUCACAUGAUGGCUAAACACGCCAGAGACAACCCCUCCAUGUGUGGGGAGUUUGGGUACAGGACAGCAGACAAUUCUCCCAUAUCCGGACCCAUACGUGCCAGUACAUAUAGAGGCAAAAUCCACAAGUGUGACCGUUGCGACUAUUUUACUGCAAGAAAGAGUAAUCUAGAUCGGCACAUGGUUAAUAAACACACUGGGGAAAAACCUUUUAAGUGUAACCUGUGCGACCAUUCUUCCACAGAAAAGCGUGAAUUAGAAAUACACAUGGCUAAACACACUGGAGACAAACCCUACAUGUGUGAGGAGUGCGGAUUCAGGACAGCUUACAGUAAUUACCUAGCUACACACAAAAGAACACACACUGGGGAGAAACCCUACAAGUGUGACCAGUGUGACUUUGCAGCAAACCAAAGGGGUCUGUUGACACAGCACAUGGCUAAACACACUGGAGAGAAACCCUACAUGUGUGGGGAGUGUGGGUUUAGGACUGGGUAUGUGUCAAGCCUAAAUGCACACAUGAAAAGACACCUAGCAAAGAUUCCUUGCAGCUUAGAUCAGUGUGAAAAUCCUUUCGCGUUGGAAAACUGUGAUAACCAAAUGUAACAAUGUAAUGUAACAACAACAACCAAAUUUGUAAAGUGAACGAAAGCACAAUGCCUACAAAUAUUAAAGAUGCAUGCUUUGACGGUAGUGCACAAUGAAUGUAUAAAGUGUCUAGUCUUAUAAAUUGUAGUUGAUAUAUUAAGUAGUAGAUGCCAUACUUAGUACCAUGGAGUUAAAAGUUCUAACUCCAAUUGUUUGUACCCUGUGCAAUUGUUGUGCAGUAAAGCUAUCUGUAGUCUAGGAAGGCAGUACAAAUACUGACUGAGUAAACUUUGAAAAGUCUGUAACUAUUAAAAUGCAAUGUUUACCAACCAUUUCGUUACAAAAGAAAAACAUAGGAGGGAAUUCUCAGUGCAUGGGAAAGUACUAGUAUCUAUCUAUGUUGUGCAUUAGAGAAUGUUUAACUCCUAGAAAGUGUGACUUGUAUAGUAGUGAUGUACACAUGCACAUUGUCAUUAUAGAAUUGCACAUUGUAAUGUUGUGUACUGUUGCAAUGCCUCUUUUGAAUGUAAACCAGUAAACUAAUAAAAUUGA
Molecule: messenger RNA, 1986 nt
Organism: Branchiostoma belcheri (Belcher's lancelet)
Lineage: Eukaryota; Metazoa; Chordata; Leptocardii; Amphioxiformes; Branchiostomatidae
Product: zinc finger protein 436-like
Exons: 1
Coding region: 1-1452 (483 amino acids)
Biological process (GO): regulation of transcription by RNA polymerase II
Cellular component (GO): nucleus
Molecular function (GO): DNA-binding transcription factor activity, RNA polymerase II-specific; RNA polymerase II transcription regulatory region sequence-specific DNA binding
Source: RefSeq, a predicted model, not a curated record